Molecule: messenger RNA, 3978 nt
Organism: Maylandia zebra (zebra mbuna)
Lineage: Eukaryota; Metazoa; Chordata; Actinopteri; Cichliformes; Cichlidae
Gene: slc16a13
Product: solute carrier family 16 member 13
Biological process (GO): monocarboxylic acid transport; transmembrane transport
Molecular function (GO): monocarboxylic acid transmembrane transporter activity
Source: RefSeq, a predicted model, not a curated record
GCUGUCAUACCUCUGCUCACGCGCACACGUUAAUAAUGACGUCACUUGAGACCUCUGACUUGCGCUUGAAACACAUUUUCAAAUAGUUUAGCUGGAAAACAUGAAAAGCAGUUAUUUUUGUGUCGCCUCGGACAGCCAGUGCGCACGCGCCAAAUGCGUCGACGUCAAGUGCAUGUGAUAAUGAUUGGGGAGAAGGCACGUGCACAAUGUCCACCGCGCGGUCGUCCACCUGUUCGAGUGUAGCCGGCAAAACAUUUAGCUUUCGUUUGAAGUUUGUGUGAAAUGUAUCUCCGAGUCUGUGAAUCAGCCUUUAAAAUAACCAGUUAGUGUUAGUCACCACAGGCAACUCGGACAGACAUGGACUUCUUUCUUUAUAGGAAAUAAACCCAGCUUCAUUACAGCGAGCUGUCGGGGUUAUCUGCGUUAACAGAACCCUCGUACAAGCUGCUGACAACUUUGUAGGCUGUAGGAAACGAAUGGUGGACAUAGCAGCUGGUCCUGUUUAAGUGUCUGCUGUCCCCCUUUUAUCUAACUCUGCCGGACUGCUUCUUCUUCUGCAGGAUGACUGCUCCCCAAGGUUACUUGCUUCAAAAGUGUCUCAGGUGCCUAAAGACAGACCAUGAUGAGGAACAUAGAAGCUCAAGCUCCCGCAUGAAGUGCGAAAGGGCGUAAAGGAUGGCACAGAGGCUCUUAUCGUGUCAGCACAAGUGUCCCUAAACACCAAAUCCACAGUGGGAGAAGUCUGCCACAGCCGACAGGGCCCAAGCUGCAGACUGCCACGGUGAGAGAAACCACUAAAGCUGGUUGAGAACAGCAGGGCUCCUGUGGGACUGACAGUUCCAGGCAGACGAGCAGCUGCCGGUAAACCAACCAUAUAACCAUAGCGGUGUGUGACAAGGAACAGAAAACCACAGUUGUGAUAGCCUGGCAAUCCCCAGUGGACGGCAACAUCAAGAAGAAAGAGCACAUAAGGCAAGAUAACUCUCCUUUGGAAAUGACCAACAUAAAGUCCAAAUCGCAGAGCCAGAGCGAUGAGGCCGAGGGCCCGGAUGGAGGCUGGGGCUGGGUGCUGGUUGUCGCCAUGUUUGUCAGCUCGAGCCUCGUGUUCGGCCUGAUGCGGAGCCUGGGCAUCUUCUUUGUGGAGUUCGUUCAGUACUUCGAGGAGAGCGCCCAGGCCAUCUCCUGGAUCUCGUCCACCGGCCUGGCAGCUCAGCAGUUCUUCAGUCCACUGGCCGCUGCACUGUGUAAUGCUUACAAUCCCAGAGUGGUGGUGAUGACGGGAGGCUUUCUGGCCGGGCUCGGCCUCACACUUGCCUCGCAGUCCACCUGUCUCGUACACCUCUACCUCACGAUGGGAGUAAUUUCAGGUUUUGGAUGGGGGAUGGUCUUCACUCCCAUGGUGGCCACAGUCAUGGCUAAUUUCACUCGCCGGCGUGCCCUGGCUCUGGGACUGGGGUUCUCCAGCAUCGGCCUCUCCUCCUUCGCUUUCAACCCGCUCUUUCAGCUGCUGGUGGAGACGUACGCCUGGCGAGGGGCCCUGCUGAUCCUGGGGGCUCUCAGCCUCAACAUUGUACCCUGCGGGGCGCUGAUCCGUCCACAGCGGCGCUCUAAAGCACCGGCAAAGGUGGAUUCAGAGACAAAGUCAUGUGCGUCCAUGCUGCGGCGCAUCGCCUCUUACCUGGAGCUGUCCCUGCUGACUGAGAGGCCCUAUCUCACUUACACUUUGGGCGUUACUCUGUUUAACGUCGGCUACUUCGUGCCUUACUUCCACCUGGUGGCCCACAGUCGCCAAGUUGGCUUCUCAGAGUACCAAGCUGCCUUCGUUAUGUCAGCUGCAGGUGCUUCGGACAUUUUGGGGCGCGUAGUGUCGGGCUGGUUCUCCGACCUGGGCCACUUUCGGGUUGUUCAUUUACUGACCUUGUGGACAGGCCUAGCAGGAGUGUUUAUCAUGCUGCUGCCAGUGAGCUCCAUGUCUGGCUCCUACGCCGCUCUGAUGGUGAUCAGCCUGCUUUAUGGCUUCUGCUCUGGGGCUUUGACCUCCGUUGUUUUUGCAGUGGUGCCCAUGAUUGUGGGCGUGGAGCGCACGAUGGGGGCACUCGGACUGCUGCAGCUCAUCGAGAGUGGUGCUGGACUUCUGGGGACUCCUUUGUCAGGAUUCCUGAAGGACGUCACAGGAAACUACAUCGCCUCCUUCAUGGUGGCCGGCUCCUUCCUCGUCCUCGGUAUGCUGACCAUGACCACCCUGCCUCGCUUUUUCUCCUGUACUGAUCCACCGCCUCCUCAAAGACGUUCCCUCGAUGCCAAAGAGAAAGUUUUGGAUUUAGAGCUGGAGCAGAUGAAUAGUUCGCCCUCUGACAAAAAACACACAGUGGAGUCGAAUGAUCCAGCAAACCCAAAACUGUGUUAGUAGAUAGAGCCUUGCACAUUCUGAGCACACAAUCAAAUUGCAUCCUGUUGCACACCUCCGUGAGCAACGAUGUAUUCAUGUCAUACCUCAGAGACUCAGUGAAAGAUGAAGCUUCCUGUGAAACUCGUAGCAGCUGUAAGGGAGCGGCGAGCUCCUCCCUCUGUUACAAAUACGAACCUCAGUUUAACGCUGGAGCCAGAACCUUCUGCCUUAAAGAAAACUGGACAUUUUUUAAAAAAUUCACGUGACUGUUUUUGACAUGUGACAUGCAAAGUGAGGUGCUGUUGUUUUUUAAUUAAUCAAUUUUUAUUAUUAUUUUUUUUCUUCAUGUGAACAUGAAACCUGAGUCUGACUUUUCUGCCGAAGACUGGCCAGGAUCUUUUAUAUUUGCACACACAUUCUUUGAAUGUGGCACAGCUCGAAAAUUAAGCAAAUGCUUGAUCAUCACAGCUCAGUUGAGUAACAACUCAGUUAAACUUCAGGGACGUCGGUCCGUGCUGUCAAGAAGCAUCCAUGAGUCCAUUUCACCUGCUUUAAUACAAAUGAAAUCAUGCUCUCAUUUUCCCUCCUGACCUGCUCGUGUCAUUGUUGGUAGAACGAGUGUGCAACUGCAGCCAGUUCAGCUUCCACAGGUUUGCAGAGUCCCCCAGCACAGUCUGAAGGGAGAUACCAGGAGACAGGCUGUUACUUGAGGAGAGCUGAAGGCGAGCACUGCCAGAGCUACAAAAAUGACCUAAUGUAUGAUAAGGACCGAAGCAAAAAGCAACACUAGAGAAAAGUCAGGAGGGAGCGAGCAGUGGUCCUUUUUUUUUUUUUUUUUUUUUUUUUUAAAUGGGGUUGUUUCCUCUGCAGAGCAUCUGUCGUCACUUUGGUUUACGUUAGAGCAGGUGAAGGGAUUCAGUGGUUUCUCCUUCCUCUGGACAAAUAGAUACACCUGAACUUUACCUGAAUUCGUGUUAGACACCGAUGGUCGAGUGCUCUCCUCAUUUAUUAUUUUGGUGUAGAUACCCUCCAUAAAGUGAGUCACUUUUUUUUAAAUUUUGCACCAUCAAUUCAUACACUUUUACUAGCUUGGCAUGACAGGACUAAUGUGUGAAACGUUAGCUCCCUGACCUGAUCUGCACGUGACAAUGUUUUAAUUCGGAGAAGCCCAGUGAAUUGAGCUUAAAACCAGUGGCACACUGGUUUUGGUCGAGUUACUGACAGGUCCUGUGAAAGCUUUUUCAAGGUUAUUAUAGUUAAUUAAUACUAAACCUAUGCAUGGCAAAAACUUGCAUCACUUCAGUCUGAGAAGCAGCCUCCACAUUAAGGCUGGAGUCUAAAAAUUAUUCUGAAACUGAUUUUGAAAAAACUAAAAUAACAUUUUUAAACAAGAAAUUAAACAAAAUAAAUUUCAGCUCGUUGAAUAGGAUAUGAAACUAAUGUAAAAACGCUACAAUACAUGUGUUUUUUGGACUUUUUAUAUUCUUAACCCUGUCGUGCCAAGUGUAUCACACAUGAGCUGAUGUAUGAGUUUGUAACACUUCUAUAUCGUUGUCAUCAUCAACAUUAAAAGCUUAAUUAAAUUGCAC